Aspergillus puulaauensis is the source of this 1452-nucleotide messenger RNA. RefSeq lists its product as uncharacterized. The transcript is spliced from 2 exons. The record is from RefSeq and is a predicted model, not a curated record. Bases 1 to 1452 code for a protein of 483 amino acids. Lineage: Eukaryota; Fungi; Ascomycota; Eurotiomycetes; Eurotiales; Aspergillaceae.
AUGUCGACCUCCCCAAGCCCCAUGAGCCUCCGCCAUCGCGGCCUCACCCGCGCUGCCACCAUCGCCGAAACACCCGGUCCCCUGCCCCAGCGUCGCAACUCGACUUUAUCUGAUUCUGUGUCCGAAGCCCGGAAUACCAUCCGCUCAUCGACCGAUGAUCUGUUCUUUCCCCGCGCCGCCAGAUACCACGAUGACGAUUCUCCCGAUGAAGAGUCGCAUUGGCAGUCCGCGCCGCUGGGCCUCGCCCUCCUUCCCGCGAUCGCCGGCAUCUUCUUUCAGAACGGGAGCGCAGUGAUCACGGACGUUACAUUGUUGGUUUUGGCGGCUGUUUUUCUGAACUGGUCUGUCAGGCUACCGUGGGAGUGGUAUCACUCUGCGCGAACGAAAGUCCGUCACCAUGAGAGCAUUUAUGACCUCGAACCCCCAGCGGGCCUAGACCCGCCCGUGUCAGAGCCUACAAAAGAUACCCAGGAAGAUGAAUCAGACGCCGAUGAAGGCCACAGAAGAGAACAGCGAACACCCGGUGCCAGCGCCGCAGCUAUUAGAGAGCUUCAUAUCCACGAACUCGUCGCCCUCGCAUCUUGCUUCAUCUUCCCUCUAAUAGGAACAUGGGUACUUCACACCAUCCGCGCCAAACUUUCCCGGCCCUCCGAAGGCCUUGUCUCAAACUACAACCUAACAAUCUUCCUCCUGGCCGCUGAGAUCCGACCUUUUAAACACCUUCUAAGGAUGGUCCAAACCCGAACUCUCCACCUCCAACGCAUUAUCGCCUCAUCCGACGACGAUGACCGAGACAAAAUAGAUGCAAGCAAGGUCGUCGACCUCUCUAAACGCCUCGAAGAACUAGAAGCCCACGUCGCCGAAACAGCAGCUGCCCGUCUCGCAUCAAACAACAACAGCAGCAGCAGCAACAACAACACCGAAGAACCCCGCGAACUCACACAGCAGGAACAAGAAUACACCCUCUCCCUCGUCUCCCAAGCUGCCGCCGAAUACCGCAAGGGCUUCCAAACAGACAUCGACGCCCUCAACCGCGCCGUCCGUCGCUACGAGAAACGCACCGCCGUCUCAGCCUACCAAACAGAGUCUCGGCUGCAGCUACUCGAGGCCAGAAGUCGCGACGCGCUUUCCCUUGCGGCGGCCGCACAGCGCUCGUCUGCGCAACAGCCUAAGGGUAUUUUUGCUGUACUCCUAGAUUGGAUCUCCGCGGUCGUUCUAUUCCCGGUUCAUAUUGGCGUUUCGUUGGCCAGUUUACCGCUUCUUUUAGCCAAGCGUGGGGCUCUCGUUUGUAGGGAUAUGGUUCUGGGUAAAGCGCCCACGAAGAGGUCCUCGGGUAAUGCUGGAGGUGGCCGUGGCAGUGGCAGCACAAGCAAGGGUAAAGCGCCACAGACACGCAGAUCAGUACCGUCGCAGCAGAGGCGGGCGAAACGGGCGACUAUCAUAGAAGAGUGA